This is a messenger RNA of Anneissia japonica, 2166 nucleotides long. Its product is annotated as tripartite motif-containing protein 2-like. The transcript has a single exon. The coding region runs from base 1 to 2166 and encodes 721 amino acids. Gene Ontology annotation, molecular function: zinc ion binding. Lineage: Eukaryota; Metazoa; Echinodermata; Crinoidea; Comatulida; Comatulidae. The record is from RefSeq and is a predicted model, not a curated record.
AUGGCUGAAAACAAGAUAAGCAAAUUCCUGGAAGAUCUUGAGGAAAAGGUAUUGGAAUGUUCCAUUUGCCUCAAACGGCUCCAGCAGCCGAAAUCAUUAAGCUGUCUUCAUAGCUUUUGUAUGUCAUGUUUGUGUGAUUGGGUCAAGAAAAAUGGCGAGCUGAUAUGCCCAACUUGCUCAAAAUCAUAUCCAAUUCCGGAUGGUGGGCUUGAGAAACUUCCUCCAAGUACCUUUGUCAACAACUUAUUACAAACUAUAGAAGAGAUGGAGGAAAGAGACAAAUGUGAAUGUAAUUGUGAAAUUGGCAAAAAAGCUACAUAUUAUUGCCAGGAAUGCAGACAAUACAUAUGUUCCACUUGCUAUGACCACCAUAAGAAAUUUCGAGCUCUUAAAAAUCACAUACUUCACCAAAUAGAAGAUUUGCGAUCCAUGACGCCCCUAGAGUUUUCUUCAUUACACCGCCAGCAGUGUUCACUUCACAAUGAGCCUUUGAAGUUUUACUGCAAAUAUUGUAAAACCGUAAUAUGUAUGCAUUGUGCUAUUACUGACCAUAACGCAGCGGAUGGAAGUCAUAAAGCUAUUAAUAUUUCAGAAGCUUUCAAUGAAUUUAAACAGACUGCUAAUGAAAUCGAGGAAGCUUGCAAUUAUUUCACAACCACAGUAGAAAGUGGGAUAACAAAAAUGCUCCUCAAUGCUACAAAAUUAGACCAAAAUAAAGAUACUAGUUUGAGAGAUAUUGACAAUCAUGUAAAAGAAAUGUACCAGAUAAUUAAGGAUAAGGAACAAGAAUUAAAAAUAAAAGUAGUAAGGGAACAUGAAAAGAGAAAGAAUAAAAUUGAUGCCCAAGUUCAUGAGCUGAGAUUAACAGUAUCUGAUGUAAAGAGAAAAUUAAAUUUUCUAUGUCAGCUUUUAAAGAGUGAUGAAGCGAUAGCUUUACAAUCAAGUGAAGCAAUUAUUACAGGAUUGAAAGAUAGAAUCAAAGAACUGCCAAGUAAAAUAAACAAAGGAGCUACAGAAAAUAAUCAAGAAAUUCACUUCUUUCAAAAUAAACAUCAAAUUACCGAAUUAAAAAAACAUGGGAUUGGCAAUGUGAGUGAAAAGAAAAUAGCAGAUUAUUUAAAAGUAAAUUGUAGUAAACAUAUUUGUGUGACACAGUACCAAACAAUUACUGUCAAACUAGCCAAAAUGGAAACAUGUGAAAUACAUGCAAGUCAACUAAAUGCAAAAUUGACCGUCGAAUCUACAGGAGAAACCAACAUGACGACAGUUCAAGAAGAUGAUGAUGGUAAUUAUAUUGUUAAAGGAGCGUGUACAAAUAUUGGUGUAUACAAACUAGAUAUUAGUAUUAAUUGUGUACCAGUCAAGAAUUCUCCAGUAAUGAUACAUGUAGAAAAAGAAGGUUUAGUGAACACGAUCAAGGUAGGUAAAAAGGUUACAGAUAUUGUGUGGUGUAAUCAAGAAAACUGCUUAUUAGCUGCAUAUUGGAAAAAUGACAUCUACAAGUACAAGCAAACUGGAGAAUACAUUGGUAAAAUAACGUUACAAGAAGGCGUACGUGUCAACAGAAUGUACAAAAUGAUGAAUGGCAACUUAGCAUUCAGUGAUGAUGGUAAUGACAAAUGUAUCAAAAUAUGUACGAUGGACGGCCAGGUAAAGAAGACAAUUGGAAAGGGAUGUUUGAAUGCACCAUCUGGGGUUAAAGUGAAUGAGCCAUUAACAGAAGUUUAUGCUACAGGUUUUUACAAUAACGGUGCAUUUAGAUUUGAUAUUGAUAGUAAUGUGAUCAACAGAACUAGUGUUAAGCAAGGUGGUUACAAUGAUGUCACUUUUGCAGAGGACGGAAAGUUGCUUUUAUUAAAUUAUAUUCAUAAUAAACUAGAACUAUAUGAUAAAGAUCAAUUCAGGAAAGUGCUUGUUUGGCCAGGAGAUGAUAGUGGUAAAAUAAUGGAGCCUGGAGGAGUGGUUGUAGAUGAUGAUGGAAACAUCAUAAUAUCAAGUAAAAACAAAUUGCAGCUAUUUAAUAGUGAUGGCAGUUUUAUCAAACGAAUUGACAGAUAUGAAGAUGGAAUAAAUUUUCCAUGGGGACUAACAAUUAUUUCUCAUCAUCCAAGGAGAGUUGCUCUGACAAAUCAUGAUGAUACUUCAAUUAAAAUCUUCAAUUACUAA